AUGUAAUUUCUCGCUUUUCAGACCAAGAUGAAUCGGUUCCUGGUCCUGCUUGUCGUGUUGUCUUUGGUCCUGGGCCUCGUCACUGCUAGGUCAGAACCAAGAAAGAACAAAGGGAAGAACAAAGAAGGCGGAAGAAGAGAAAGAAAAGGCAAUAACGAGGCUGCAACCACACAAGAGGAAGGUUGGAUAUGGAGUGAAUGCGUGCCAAAUGCGGGGUCAUGCGGCAAGGGACAGAAAAUCGGUAACUGCACCGGAGAACUCUGCGAGGUCCCAGCCAAGACGGUCGACUGUCGCGUCAGAUGCGUAAAGGAAACGGAUACUACCGAAGCCGUGAUCGCGGGCGACGGUGAAGAAGCGGUCAAUGCGACCGCUGCUCCAGCUAAAGGCCGCGGUAAAGGGCGUCGACCGGGUAAGGACGGAAGGGGGAAAGGAAAUAACAACGAAGGAACGGAAAAUGGACGGAGGCCGGAGAAGGGCGGAAGGGGGAAAGGAAAUAAGACCGAAGGGACGGAAAAUGGACGGAGACCAGAGAAGCCAUCACGAGGAAACCGCAAACCCAACAAGAAUGAUAAACCAGCAAAGACUAAAGAAUGCAAAUACUCCCGGCCGACAUUUUCCGAAUGCGACCCGAUCACAGAACGAAAGAACUUAACCAAGGUCAUCAAAGGAACACCAACCCCAGAUUGCCCGGAAGUAGUCGUUGAGUCUGUGCGAUGUGAUAGAAAGAAAGACAGACAUGAAAACCAAAAUUGCAACUACACCAUGGGUGAGUUUGGACCUUGUAACGAGACAACAAACCUCAGGACCAGACUAGACACCCUGACCGAUCCCACCGAGACAUCCGAUGAGUGUAGUCUGUUAAGGACUGUGGAAGAAAAAUGCCGUAGAUCAGAGGGUCGUGAUAAGCCGGUGCGAUGCAGAUAUAACUGGGAUCAGCCCCCAACCUGUGAUGAAUCCACCAAUAAAAUCAACAUGACUGGCUCGCUUGUGAGCGUAGAGGGUGCCCCAGCUGAUUGCGAAGCCACCAAGACACACGAAGUACAUUGCAAGAAAGCAAAGGUGCCAUGUAAGCUUGGUGAAUGGGGUGAAUUCUCUGAUUGUAUCGAUGGAAUGAAGACUCGAACCCGCAAACUGCAGAAAGGUCCCCACUACUGUCAUCGACUCAUCAGGGAGGUCGCUGCGUGCGAAUGAAAAACGGAUUCUAACCGCCCUUUAAGUUCUUAAAAGUUAUAAAAUUCAUGUUUUUAGUACUUGUGUAUAGUUUAUCCGUGGUGCUAUAGUUUCCGAAGGCCAAGUCUACCCCAAAAUAAUUUGAAUUGAGUUGAAAUUGAAAUUGAAUAACACUCAGAAUUUCAUUAAAAAAAACUUAAUACUUUAUCUUGAAACAUGUGUUAAAAGAAAUAUCAUUCUUAGUUUCAAGAAACCAUUAUUUUGGCUACAUUUGCAUAAUUAUAUUGUACAUGACUUUGUGUGCAAAGGGGCUCGAGAAGCAGUGGGUCAAGAUCGAAUUGGCGGAGCAUUGGGUGCGGUCUUGAUGGGAUGGGCUGGGUAAUGAGUGUGUUCACGAUCGAAUGGGCGGAGCAGUGGGUGUGGUCUUGAUGGGAUGGGCUGGGUAAUGAGUGUGGUCAGGAUCGAAUGGGCGGAGCAGUGGGUGAGGUCUUGAUGGGAUGGGCUGGGUAAUAAGUGUGGUCAGGAUCGAAUGGGCGGAGCAGUGGGUGUGGUCGCGAUGGUAUGGGCUGUGGGCCAUUGAGCAAUGAUAGGAGGAAUUUUUGUUACUUCUUUCGAGGGUUUUAAGAUAAAUAUACUCGAUAACAGAAUUCGAAUAGAAAUUGCAGUUCAUUCGUCUGAAUUAUUAUGCAAGUACGAUUUAUUGUGUGUGAAAAAUGUAAAACGAUUUGAUUUUUGAUGAUGUAAUGUUAUUGAUCUCUGAAUAAAAACUUUUGUGUUAUUAAUAA
Lytechinus pictus (painted urchin) is the source of this 1955-nucleotide messenger RNA. RefSeq lists its product as uncharacterized. Lineage: Eukaryota; Metazoa; Echinodermata; Echinoidea; Temnopleuroida; Toxopneustidae. The transcript has 7 exons. The record is from RefSeq and is a predicted model, not a curated record. Gene Ontology annotation, molecular function: growth factor activity. Bases 28 to 1191 code for a protein of 387 amino acids.